Bufo bufo (common toad) is the source of this 2851-nucleotide messenger RNA. It is a transcript of the gene ARSB, whose product is annotated as arylsulfatase B. Bases 75 to 1634 code for a protein of 519 amino acids. The transcript has 8 exons. Lineage: Eukaryota; Metazoa; Chordata; Amphibia; Anura; Bufonidae. The record is from RefSeq and is a predicted model, not a curated record.
GUGCAGGGCGGGCCGGAGCUGUCAGUUCCUGCAGAAGUUUCCCUGAGAGCAGCACUGUCCCCCUAGUAGUCAGCAUGGCAGGGCCGGGGAUGCUGCUCCUCUGGGCCGGGCUGCUGCUGCUCUGCCAGGAUGCCACCACCACUGCUGCCCUUCCACCGCACAUAGUCUUCGUCCUGGCGGACGACCUGGGCUUUAAUGACGUGAGCUUCCACGGCUCCGAGAUCAGAACCCCGACUCUGGACAGUCUGAGAAGCCAAGGCGUGGAGCUGGGCUCCUACUACGUGCAGCCGCUGUGCACCCCGUCCCGCAGCCAGCUGCUGAGCGGCAGGUACCAGAUUCACACGGGGCUGCAGCAUCAGAUAAUAUGGCCGUGUCAGCCCCACUGUCUACCUCUUGAUGAAAAGCUGCUGCCCCAGUUACUGAAGGAAGCCGGAUAUGCCACACACAUGGUGGGAAAAUGGCACCUUGGCCUAUAUAAAAAAGAAUGCCUUCCGACCCGUAGAGGAUUCGACACUUACUUUGGAUAUCUUCUGGGCAGCGAGGAUUAUUAUACCCAUGACAGAUGCUAUGAAAUCAAGGGUGUGAAUAAAACGGUGUGCGCUCUUGAUUUCCGAGAUGGUGAAGUAGCAGCCAAAGGUUAUGAGAAGAAGUACUCCACGCAUUUAUUUACCGAAAGAGCUGUGGAUCUCAUAGCUAAUCACAAUCCUCAAACGCCUCUGUUCCUUUACCUGCCGUAUCAAGCAGUUCACGCGCCUCUUCAGGUUCCACAGGAAUAUUUAGAGCCGUACAUUUUCAUCCAUGACCAGAACAGGCGCCAUUAUGCAGGGAUGGUGUCCGUUCUGGAUGAAGCGGUAGGAAAUGUCACUGAUGCGUUAAAGCAAUAUGGACUUUGGGACAACACCGUUUUCAUAUUCUCUACAGAUAAUGGUGGGCAGACAUUGGCUGGUGGCAACAACUGGCCUUUACGUGGAAGAAAGUGGACCCUUUGGGAAGGUGGAGUACGAGGAGUUGGCUUUGUCACAAGCCCCUUAUUGAAGCAGAAAGGUGUCGUUAGUAAAGAACUGAUCCAUAUUUCGGACUGGCUGCCAACAUUAGUGCAUCUGUCUGGAGGAACUAUUAAUGGUACCAAGCCCUUGGAUGGAUUCAAUGUGUGGAAAACCAUCAGUGAAGGAAGCCCAUCCCCCAGAGUGGAGCUGCUGCAUAACAUAGACCCUCUCUUUGACGAUAACUUCCCGUGUUCCACAGAUAAUGAGAUGGGAGAGCCCGUGUCCAGCGGCGUUCGUCCUAAAUGGGAAAAUUCAUUGUUCAAUCUAUCAAUUCAUGCCGCAAUUCGACAAGGAAACUGGAAACUACUGACUGGAAAUCCAGGUUGUGAUCACUGGUUUCCUCCACCAAAUUCUUCAGACGUUCAUGAUUUCCCAUCAUUUAAGUCUUCAGGAAAGAAUCUUUGGUUAUUUGAUAUUGUCCAAGAUCCUGAAGAGAAGCAGGAUUUGUCAGACAAAUAUCCUGAAGUGGUGAAGAUGCUUCUUUCUCGUCUUGAGUAUUACUACAGUCAUUCUGUUCCCAUCUAUUACCCAGAUGAUGAUCCCAGAUGUGACCCUGAAACUUCCGGUGUCUGGGGCCCAUGGGAAUAAUGUUUUGUAUGAAGAUAACAUACACCUAUGAUAAAAUCAGAAGGAUUAGGAUAGCGUCUUCUAUUAGAUUCUCGUUUAUGAGAUGAGUGUCACGGCUGUGUCAUGGUCUGGUGGUAGGGGACCGUGACACUUUUGCCAUGCAUGCUUGUUGCCGGUGGCUACGUGUCUUAGCAUGUUUGGACACUUCCAAUUUCAUUUUGUUGUUUCUUCCUAUUUUGAUGUGUUUGGGGGUUAAGGUGUGCAAGGUGUAGCUGAGUGUGUCCUCAUGGCUCUUCUUAUGUUGGAGUUGUGAGUUGAGGUCAGUUGUUUGUCUGGUAUGUUUGGUUUAUUGCCCGGCAUGGUUGCUAGAUAUCCCCUUGUUUGUCUGUAUCUCUGGUGUGGGGGUCCCAGGGAUUCCUUGGGGGGGGAACCAAAAGUCAGCAAGCAGUAGUUGUUCCACCCAGUCGUUGAGGCAGGUAAGUGUUGUUUUUCAAGUGCUUGUCAUUUUGCGCUGGGCUCUUAUUUGCUGCUAUGUAUUUUUGCUUGCUGUCUGUUCAUUCCUAGUUGCUAGGCCUGUGUGAGACUCCGAUGAGGGUGGCGUUAGGAGGUGACCUGCUCCCCUUAUCCCGGUAUCCAGGCCUAGUUGCUUUCCCAAAUUCCUUACAUUGUACGGUGGGGAGUUUUCCCCCACUCCCCACCGUGACAAUGAGGCAUAGAGGCCAUGUUUGAUUGAAUGAAAUGUGUUGUAGUAAUGUUUCUCAAGUCCAACAUCCAAAUGACAAAAAAGUGUCCCAGGAACCAGAAUCCUUUAGGAGAAGUCCACCUUACUCAUUGAUGCCAAGCUGACCAUUUUGUAGACUCCAUUGGAAAGUGAAGGCAUCCUGUACAUAAAAUAUUGAGUUGAGUCCGACAUCUGCUUGAACCAUAUGAGCCAAAUUCUAAUAUAAAAGCACAUGGUAGGGGGCAGCACUGAGCAACAUACAGUAGUCUCAGUAGUUAGUAUGGGUAGGUGGCAUCAGUAAUAAGCAACAGGUAGUAUGGUCUCAGGAUUGGGGUGGUGACAUUUGUGUUUGCUUGGGGUGGUUCUGAUGACAAUCAAUUAUUAAUAUACUUUUUCUACCUGAUUACUGAAUCCUGUUGAAAACCUCAGAUGAUUUAAUGUUUUAAAAUUUUUGUAAUGACUAUAAAAUAUGAUUAUGAUGAUUUAUGUACUAGGUUAUUAAAGUAAUUAAAUGGCA